ACGGCGCGCGCAGAGGCCCAGGCUGCACCGCGCUGCUCGCGCCCGUUGUCGCGGGGCUCGGAAGGGCUGGGCUGGGCAGCGCACUGGGCCUCCCGACUUCACCCGCGGCGGUAGGAUCUGGCGCGCUAUGGAUGCAGAAUCUGAGGGGGACGUUGGCCUCGGGGCUUCUUUCGUCUCACAAUGUUUUAUACCAGUCACAUAUCCACACAAGUGUUUCUCUUGACAUUUCUCGAAAAUGGGAGAAGAAGAAUAAAAUUGUUUACCCUCCACAACUGCCUGGAGAACCUCGGAGACCAGCGGAAAUCUACCAUUGUCGAAGGCAAAUAAAAUACAGCAAAGACAAGAUGUGGUAUUUGGCAAAACUGAUCCGAGGAAUGUCCAUUGACCAGGCUUUGGCUCAGUUGGAAUUCAGUGACAAAAAAGGGGCCCAAAUAAUUAAAGAGGUUCUCUUAGAAGCACAGGAUAUGGCAGUGAGAGACCACAAUGUGGAAUUCAGAUCCAAUUUAUAUAUAGCUGAGUCUACCUCAGGGCGAGGCCAGUACCUGAAACGCAUCCGAUACCACGGCAGAGGUCGCUUUGGGCUCAUGGAGAAGGUUUUUUGCCAUUACUUUGUGAAGUUGGUGGAAGGCCCCCCACCUCCCCUUGAGGCACCAAAGACAGCAGUUGUGCACGCCAAAGAGUACAUUCAGGAGCUUCGCAACCGGACCAUCAUUCACACCCUAUAGUGGGGGAAUUCAGAUUCUACAUUGUAAAUAUUUUGCCAUUUAUUUCCUAGAAACAAACAAAAAUUAAAGACAAAUGCUUUUUAUGA
Manis pentadactyla (Chinese pangolin) is the source of this 811-nucleotide messenger RNA. It is a transcript of the gene MRPL22, whose product is annotated as mitochondrial ribosomal protein L22. Lineage: Eukaryota; Metazoa; Chordata; Mammalia; Pholidota; Manidae. Gene Ontology annotation, biological process: translation; ribosome assembly. Gene Ontology annotation, cellular component: ribosome; mitochondrial large ribosomal subunit. The transcript is spliced from 7 exons. The record is from RefSeq and is a predicted model, not a curated record. The coding region runs from base 132 to 725 and encodes 197 amino acids. Gene Ontology annotation, molecular function: structural constituent of ribosome.